AUGCCCGCCAAAGGGAGUAAAUCACCCCGAGCUCCAAAGAUUGUCCACCAACUCACAGCCAAGCCUCAGAAGACAAAGACCAGGGAGAAUUACUCUUGUGAGCUCAUCGCAGAAGGAGGAGUCUCUGCUAAGUCUCCAUUCUCAUUCGGCGCGCCCAAGUGUUCCAUAUCCAUCUACACUCAAGUUACAGCUUAUGUGCAGCAACAUAUGGCCAUGAAAGGCAUCAUCAAGGUGGGUCAUUGGAACCCUCUGCCCAUCCACUUCCUAACAGACGCUCCUGAAGCCACGGUGUCUGACAUGCUGUUGGACGUCUACCACAUGGUCACUCUCCACAUACAGUUACAGAGCUUUGCCAAGCUGGAGGAUCUUCCGUCAGAGCAGUGGAACCACGCCACGGUGAGGAAUGCCCUUAAGGAGCUUCUCAAGGAGAUGAACCAGAGCACACUGGCCAAGGAGUGCCCUCUGUCACAGAGUAUGAUUUCCUCGAUAGUAAACAGCUCCUACUAUGCCAAUGUCUCCACUGCCAAAUGCCAGGAGUUUGGACGCUGGUACAAGAAGUAUAAGAAAAUCAAAGGAGACUAUCUGGAGAAGAUGUGGCCAGGAAGAGAACAUUCUGAAAUCAAAGUAGAGAGAGACAGUCUGGCAGACUUCUGUGUCCUGGGCCAGCGUCCCUCUCCCCACCUGGCCAGCCUGGUCCAGCUCAGCCACCUCGGAGGAGGUGGAGGUGCUCUCCUCAAGGGUGGGUCCGGAGACCCCCAAAACCCCUCCCAACCCCCCCAACAACAACCCCAACAACAACACCCCCCCUCGCCCCACGGCCAGCACCACCACAGCCCCCCUCUACGUGGCCAGGUCCCCCCUCCCGGCCCUCCAACCUCCCUUCAGCCUUUCCUCGGCCCAGGCGGGCUUCUCUCCCCCCAGCUCAGCCCUCAGCUGGUUCGACAGCAGCUAGCCAUGGCUCACCUCAUCAACCAGCAGCUAGCUGUUAGCCGCCUGCUAGCCCACCAGCACCCACAGGCCCUCAACCAGCACUUCCUCAACCACCCUCCCAUCCCUCGCCCCUCCAAGGCAGGUGCCCCUGGGGACCCUGGGAACAACCCGUCUGCUGCGGAGGUCUCCUUUGAUAUCUACCAGCACGUCAGGGACGAAUUGAAGAGGGCCAGUGUCUCACAAGCUGUGUUCGCCCGUGUGGCCUUCAACAGAACACAGGGCCUGCUGUCGGAGAUCCUGCGGAAGGAGGAGGACCCUCGAUCUGCCUCUCAGUCCCUCCUGGUCAACCUCAAAGCCAUGCAGAACUUCCUCAACCUCCCUGAGGGGGAUAGAGAUCGUAUUUACCAGGAGGAGCGCGAGCGCAGCAUCAACCCCCCUAUCGGCCUGCCCCCUACCCCUACCUCUAGCCCCGGGGGCCCCCGCCUGUCACAGAAGGUGUGGGAGAGAGGUAUGGACGAACAGCUAACUCCUGACACCUGGGCUUCUAUCUGGAAGAAUAAGACCAAAACCUCUGCGCCCAAGCCGCCAGGACCCAACCCAGACCUGCCCCUGAAGCUGGAGUCUCUGGGCAACAUCACAUCAGGUAUCUAUGAUGAGAUCCAGCAGGAGAUGAAGAGGGCCAAGGUGUCUCAGGCGCUGUUCGCCAAGGUGGCUGCCAACAAGAGCCAGGGCUGGCUGUGUGAGUUGCUGCGGUGGAAGGAGAACCCUAGCCCAGAGAACCGUACUCUGUGGGAGAACCUGUGUACCAUCCGGAGGUUCCUGACCCUGUCCCAGACAGAGAGGGACAUGGUGUAUGAAGAGGAGUCCAGGCACCAUCACAGUGAGAGGGUUCACACUGUACUACACUUGCCCCAAGACCCACAGGCGCUGCACAGACAACCCUCACAGCCCCUGAAUGACCACUCCCCCAUGCACGAGGACCCCAUGCCCGUCCAGGGUAACGACGAAGGGUCACAGAACGUUGAAAGAGGUGGUGGUGGCUGCACGGGCGGCCCAGGAGUCGGUGGUGGCACAGUCGUUAAGAAGCCACGGUCGCGCACUAAGAUCUCUCUAGAAGCCCUGGGCAUCCUGCAGAGCUUCAUCCAGGACGUGGGUCUUUACCCGGACCAGGAAGCCAUCCACACCCUGUCAGCCCAGCUGGACCUGCCCAAACACACCAUCAUCAAGUUCUUCCAGAACCAGCGCUACCAUGUCAAGCACCACGGCCGCCUGAAGGAGCUGGGGGAGGGGGCUGGCGGUGUGGACGUCAGCGAAUACAGAGACGAGGAGCUCCUCUCCAGCUCAGAGGACCCAGAGUCCAGCGAGGACGGUCACGAGGAGAUGUACCCCACUACUGAGAGGGAAGGAGGGUCAGCCCCUGCCCUGGCCCCGGUCCCAGGCCAGCCUUCAGUGACCAGCAUGGGAGCCAUGGAGGAGGGCAAGGAAAAGGGGCAUUCUCAUAGUCUGGGUGGGGGCCGAGCCAGCUCCCUGCCCCCUGGUAGCUCAUCAUCCAGCCCCAGAGAACAGGCUGACUUCCAGAGAUAGAGACCCAGAGACUAGAUGAGACACUGUUAAGAGAUGGGCGGAGAGAGAGAGACACACAAGAGACAG
Coregonus clupeaformis (lake whitefish) is the source of this 2580-nucleotide messenger RNA. RefSeq names its product DNA-binding protein SATB2-like. Gene Ontology annotation, molecular function: DNA-binding transcription factor activity, RNA polymerase II-specific; RNA polymerase II cis-regulatory region sequence-specific DNA binding. Gene Ontology annotation, biological process: chromatin remodeling; regulation of transcription by RNA polymerase II. The record is from RefSeq and is a predicted model, not a curated record. The transcript is spliced from 13 exons. Bases 1 to 2514 code for a protein of 837 amino acids. Lineage: Eukaryota; Metazoa; Chordata; Actinopteri; Salmoniformes; Salmonidae.